Messenger RNA from Siniperca chuatsi (mandarin fish), 2606 nucleotides. It is a transcript of the gene opn7b, whose product is annotated as opsin 7, group member b. The transcript is spliced from 8 exons. Bases 427 to 1743 code for a protein of 438 amino acids. Lineage: Eukaryota; Metazoa; Chordata; Actinopteri; Centrarchiformes; Sinipercidae. Gene Ontology annotation, cellular component: membrane. The record is from RefSeq and is a predicted model, not a curated record. Gene Ontology annotation, biological process: G protein-coupled receptor signaling pathway; visual perception. Gene Ontology annotation, molecular function: G protein-coupled receptor activity.
AGUGGGAGCUGCAUGCUGAUAGAGAGAGAGAAGGAGAGAGCAGAGACCAUCAGCAAGUCUGUCUACAUUUAUCGCCUCUUGGAUCUCCUUUAGCACAGCUGUCGGGCUGCUGCCGACUGCGAGGGGAUUCUCUCGCUCAGAGACUGUGUGAGGGAGCGCCUGAGUGCACCAGAGUUUCCAAGUGGCUACGCACAAGUCAAUGUUCAACUGCUGUGGUUAUGGUGCUGCCACACAUGGGUGAAGAUUUGACCAGCUUCGCUCUGGAUUUGACUCAACACCCAUGAUCCCCAGCCAUCUCUGGCAUACCCUCUCAUUAAGGUGUGACAUGUCAGUCACAAAACCCCUUACGGUAGAGUUUGAUACAAAUAUCAAACCACACAGCCAGCAUAGCAUGCUGGACUGUGGGGAGAGGCGGUUGGAGAGCGGAUGGAAGAAGAGCCAGAACAAAAGCAAGAACGACCAAAAAUAAAGAACCUACACUGCAACACUGGUGUCAGCGUGGUAUCUCAGGGCCAAGACGAACUCUCGAUGGGAAAUGCCUCCGAAACAUUUCUGUUUGUGUCCAAAUUAUCGAAAGACAAUGACUUCCUCAUGGGAACUCUCUACGCCAUUUGUGGUGUGCUGUCGGUGCUGGGCAAUGGGAUCCUGCUGUUCGUAGCCUAUAGAAAGAAGUCCUCCCUGAAGCCAGCAGAGUUCUUUGUGGUUAACCUUGCCAUCAGUGACCUGGGCAUGACCAUAACCCUGUUCCCAUUCGCUAUCCCCUCAGCCUUCACUCACAUGUGGCUGUUUAAUAAGACAACCUGUACUUUCUAUGCCUUCUGUGGCGUUUUGUUUGGCCUGUGCAGUCUUUCCAACCUCACGGUGCUCUCCUGUGUCUGCUGGCUCAAGGUCUGCUGCCCAAACUAUGGUAACAAGUUCUCCUACUGCCACGCCUGCAUGCUGGUUGCUGGGGUCUGGUGCUACGCUGGAGUUUUUGCUGUAGGUCCCCUGUCAGGCUGGGGAAAGUACGGGGCAGAGCCUUACGGUACAGCGUGCUGCAUCAACUGGCAUGCUCCCAGCGUAAGCUCUGCAGCUAUGAGCUACAUCAUCUGCCUAUUCUUAUUCUGCUACAUUGUGCCCUGCACUGUCAUUUUUCUGUCCUACACAUUUAUCCUGCUGACCGUCCAGAGCUCCCGCCAGGCUGUGCAGCAGCAUGUGUCCCCACAGAACAAGAUCGCCAAUGCACAUGGACUUAUCGUUAAGCUUUCUGUGGCAGUUUGUAUCGGUUUCCUGACAGCAUGGAGUCCAUAUGCCAUUGUGUCCAUGUGGGCAGCAUUUGGUAACCCAGAAGCUGUACCUCCCAUGGCUUUUGCUAUGGCAGCUAUCUUUGCCAAGUCCUCCACCAUUUACAACCCUAUUGUCUAUCUGGUCUUCAAGCCCAACUUCCGCAAGUCCCUGUGUCGGGAUGUGGCCCAGUGCAGAAGGACACUCUGUGGAUGUCUGUGUCAGCACAGCUCCGCACAGAAGAGAAUUUGCAGGCAAUCCCAUCACAAAGAAGAGUGCAACUCCACAAGGUUAUCAAAUGGGCUACCGGAGAACCACAGGACCUGCAGACACUGUCCUCACCCUGAAACAGUCACUGGUACCAGACAAAGCUUUACAGACUACAGCCCUCGUCAGACUGCCAGGAUACUUCAAGGAUCACAUCAUAGUGAGGUGGCUGUCAGUCAGCUCUCCAAUGAGUUGCAGAGCGACUUCCUCUAGAGACACAAAAACAGCCACACAGUGAGAAGGUGAAGAAAAAAACAGACGAGAAAAAGACAGCAAGAAUGAAGGUUGAAAGACACUAAUUGCAAGUUGGGGAAAAGGGGAAACAUAAUUAAAAACAAAAAGAUAAAGAUUGAUUGAAGGACAAAAAUGUAUAACUCUGAAGGUCAAGAAUUUGGCUCAUGCCUCAAAUAUGUGAUACUGCCAAAAAACACAUGACCACAAAAUUAGAAGCCAAUACAGGAGGAUAAGCAAGACAAACAGCCAACAUGCAACCACAGAUGUGUACAGCAAUAUUUCAUCAGGUUAAAUUAACACAUUAACAACUAGCAACUAUAACUUUGACUGAUGAACAAUAAUAAUAAACAAGACUGAGAAUCGAUGGAGUCACGAUGCAAAUCAUUUCAAGCUGGAUUUAGAGGGAGGAGCUGAUAUUGAAAUGUUCUACUCCCUAAUCUACCUUUUAUGUAUUUAUUAAGAGUACUUGAUGAUGUAUUUGAUUUGAUAGGUAUUUAUUAAUGCAUGCCUAAAACUGAAGGACCACAGGGUGGCUUGUUUUUAUCUAACAAGAAAAUAGUUUUCUCUCCUCAUUGCUGAGAAUACAUGAAAGCCCCAAUUAAUUUAACUACAAUGUGUGAGCUUCUACAUUUGUCUAGUUUAACUUGGCCUACUAGGUUAUGUUAUGUUAUGUUAUGUUAUAUAUCUUACAAUUUCCCCAUGGGCUGUCGUAUUGAUGAUAUAUACAUAUAUACAUAUACAUACAGUGCAUCUGGAAAGUAUUCACAGCGCUUCACUUUGUCCACAUUUUGUUAUGUUACAGCCUUAUUCCAGAAUGAAUUAAAUUCAUUAUUUUCCUCAAA